AUGGAUCGGCUUUCAUCAGCAGCUACGUUUGAAAACAUGCAUUACGAUGGCAGUGCAAGCCAAAUGGGUCUGAUUUGGCAGCAAACCAGGACACCCCUUGUGGUUCCAGCGCUGAAAUUGCUUGUGGCUUUGUGCCUAGCCAUGUCAAUUAUGCUGUUUGUGGAGAGAGUUUAUAUGGGUAUAGUCAUAAUCUUUGUGAAGUUGUUUAGGUACAAACCAGAUAAGAAGUAUAAAUGGGAGCCUCUCAGAGAUGACCUUGAGAUUGGAAACUCUGCAUACCCAAUGGUCUUGGUACAAAUUCCUAUGUACAAUGAGAAAGAGGUGUAUCAGUUAUCGAUUGGAGCUGCAUGUGGGAUAUCAUGGCCUUCUGAUAGGAUUAUAAUUCAAGUUCUUGAUGAUUCCACUGACCCAAUCAUUAAGAAAAUGGUGGAACUGGAAUGCCAGAGAUGGGCCAGCAAAGGCAUAAACAUAAAGUAUGAGAUCAGACAGAACAGAAAUGGAUACAAAGCUGGAGCUCUUAAAGAAGGCAUGAAGCAUAGCUAUGUGAACUUGUGUGAUUAUGUGGCCAUCUUUGAUGCUGAUUUCCAACCUGAGCCUAACUUCCUUCGGCGCACAAUACCAUUUCUGGCUCACAACCCAGAAGUUGCACUUGUCCAAGCUCGAUGGAAAUUUGUUAAUGCUGAUGAAUGCUUAAUGACAAGAAUGCAAGAGAUGUCAUUGGACUAUCAUUUCCUUGUGGAGCAGGAAGUUGGUUCCUCAACCUAUGCCUUCUUCGGUUUCAAUGGCACUGCUGGUGUGUGGAGAAUUUCAGCAUUAAAUGAAGCUGGUGGAUGGAAGGCCCGCACAACAGUGGAGGAUAUGGAUCUGGCUGUGCGAGCUGGCCUCAAAGGAGGGAAAUUUGUGUAUCUUAGCGAUCUCAAGGUGAAAAGUGAACUGCCAAGUACCUUCAAAGCCUUUCGUUAUCAGCAGCACCGGUGGUCAUGUGGCCCGGCUAAUCUUUUCAAGAAAAUGGCAAUGGAAAUCAUGAGAAACAAGAAAGUCUCCACCUGGAAGAAGUUUUAUGUGAUUUAUAGUUUCUUCUUUGUCCGGAAAAUCGUAGCUCAUGUGGUCACAUUUGUAUUCUACUGUGUGGUUAUGCCAGCAACUGUUCUAGUUCCAGAAGUGGAAGUUCCUAAGUGGGGUGCUGUGUAUAUACCUUCUAUCAUCACACUUCUCAAUGCAGUAGGAACUCCAAGGUCAAUCCACUUACUCGUAUUCUGGAUACUCUUUGAAAAUGUUAUGUCAAUGCACAGGACCAAGGCAACACUCACAGGUUUGCUAGAGGCAGGGAGAGUAAAUGAAUGGGUAGUUACUGAGAAAUUGGGAGAUGCCCUUAAGACAAAAUCAGGUGGCAAAGCAGCAAGAAAGCCUCGUAUCAAGAUUAGUGAAAGGCUUCAUUUCUUGGAACUUCUAGUGGGGGCAUACCUCUUUUUCUGUGGAUGCUAUGAUCUUACCUAUGGGAGGAACCACUACUUCAUAUAUCUUUUCCUGCAAUCGAUUGCCUUCUUUGUUGUAGGGAUUGGCUAUGUCGGCACCUUUGUUCCUAAUUCAUAA
This is a messenger RNA of Vigna angularis (adzuki bean), 1593 nucleotides long. RefSeq names its product glucomannan 4-beta-mannosyltransferase 9. The transcript has 9 exons. Gene Ontology annotation, cellular component: Golgi apparatus. Lineage: Eukaryota; Viridiplantae; Streptophyta; Magnoliopsida; Fabales; Fabaceae. The coding region runs from base 1 to 1593 and encodes 530 amino acids. The record is from RefSeq and is a predicted model, not a curated record. Gene Ontology annotation, molecular function: mannan synthase activity.